This is a messenger RNA of Xenia sp. Carnegie-2017, 2459 nucleotides long. RefSeq lists its product as uncharacterized. The transcript has 4 exons. Gene Ontology annotation, cellular component: cytoplasm. Gene Ontology annotation, biological process: DNA catabolic process. Bases 525 to 1661 code for a protein of 378 amino acids. Lineage: Eukaryota; Metazoa; Cnidaria; Anthozoa; Malacalcyonacea; Xeniidae. The record is from RefSeq and is a predicted model, not a curated record. Gene Ontology annotation, molecular function: nucleic acid binding; 3'-5'-DNA exonuclease activity.
AAACUUAAGCGGCGGUUUAUUUUGUUAACAGCCUAACAGCAAAUAUUUCUACUAGUGGCAGAAAAGUUACGAGGAAUAUCGCCGUUAAAGUUUCGAGUUUUAUUUCAAAUUAAUUAAAGUCAACAAAUGUACUUUCUAGCGCAUAGAGCGCCAUUGAUGAAGCCUUAAAUUGGAGUUGGUGGAAACCUUACUUCCUUCAAUGCUAUGUCUUACUUCAAAAUAUGUUGACGCUCCUGAAGUAUUGACAAAGUGCUUCUCUUUACCAUUGUGGUCUAAUGAAGCUGGUACACUCAGAUUGAAUCAACUGAUGCUUGUUUUGGUCAUGUGAGGAAAAAGACAUCAGGGAAGGUCCAGUGCUUGCCAAGACAUAAAUUCCUCUAUGUUCCACAAUUAAGAAGAAGUUGACUCUUUUGUUGAUAACUACAUUUUAAGAGGAGAACAAGUUAAAACUCUUUAGGUAAAGAUAUCAAAGCACUGUUCGAAAAGGAAAACAAGAGAGCAAAGCGUAUCUUUCCGACAGAGGCAUGAGUUUGAAUCAGUCAGAGCCUGGAACUGGUGGAAGCACAUCAAUCACAGAGCUAAGUGCAUUAAUUAAGAGAAGUAUCCCAAGCGAAAUAUUACUUCAUUAUGAAGAAGCAAUCUCUACUUUCACCCCAACGCCAAGUUGUGAAAUUAAAAAAUUCAACAUCCAUAUUGAAUACAAUAUCAUCGUGUUUGAUAUUGAAACAACCUCAUUAUAUAGAGGUGCCGAGUUAUGUCAACUUUCAGCUGUCGACAAAACAGGUCAAAAUAUGUUUUCAAAAUACAUUUUACCUGAUGAUGACAUUGAUUAUGAUGCUACCCUCGUUAAUAAACUGUCAGUGCAAACAGUUGAUGGAAGACGAACACUUUUUAAAGAUGAUGAGGCGUUGGAGUCACUUACCUGUCAAGAGGCUCUUUCGCUAUUCGUGGAAUACAUCAAAGAUUACAUGAUCACAAGCAAAGCUAGAACCAACAAAGACGUAUGCACUGUUUUAAUUGGCCACAAUGCAAAGUUGUUUGACACACCAAUGCUUCUUCGCAACAGUGACAAUCAUAUCCAUGCAUCAAUGCGAGCUUUGAAGAUUAUUUUUGGCGACAGUCUUCCUUUGUUCAGGCAUUUAAUUAAAAUGAAGCAUCCAGCAUUGAUUCAGUCGAACGGACAGAGUUGUUCUUCCAGCCUACCAUCGAUGUACGACACUUUGUUUGGUGAAACAUAUGCUGCACACGAGGGACCGGAAGAUGUUAGAGCAUUGCAGCGAAUUUUAUUUUCUUCACCGAUCAAAUUGACUGAACACGAUAUUAUCGAUAACUGUAAACUGAUUUCGUUUGAAGAUUCUUUAAAAAAUACGCAAUAUUUGGACCAUCGAUACAAUUUACUUCAAACAAUGAAAUAUCAGUUGUACAGUGGUGAUAACUUUUUUCAAGCGCCGAUAUCUUAUAGCAUGGCAAAAAAAAAUGCUGGCAGUGGAUUAUCGUAUUCUGACCUCCAAAAUUUGUACACAAACCACGGUAGAGCUGGGCUGAUUGCUGUAUUAUCAAAGCCGCCUACAACAUCAAACAACAGAAAACCGAGAGUGACAAAAAACAAGAGAAUUUUAGCCUCCAUUCUGCAUCAUUUUGAACGAUUAACGGUUAGUUAAGGUAUCCCUGUUUUAAACGCUUAAACGUCACCUCUCCGUUUAAGGGUGAUGUCAUUAUUUCUUGUCUUCACGACAAAUAAGUAGACUUUACAUGUUUGUAGAUGUAGAUCGUCCUGUUUAGUAGAGUCCUGAGAAGGACUGUUGAUGUUGAUGUUGACUGAUGUUUCAACAACCUUAGCGGUAAUCAUCUUCAGAGUCAAAUGAGGAGUAAACGUCAGGUUAGCCGUAGUUGUUAUCUGGUUCUUACGUCAUUGUAUUGUGUGUACAGGAAAUGUGUGGAUGUCAAUUGUGUAUUGUUAUUGUGGUUAGUGUAAAGUUUGAUGUUUUUAGCACAGUAUAGUGAAUAUACAGUAGAGCCACUCUAUAGACAUUUUUCGUGCCACGCUUAUUUUAUUACGCAUGUGAUUACUAUAGUGGCAGCCAGUCAAUUGCUUUUUUUGACCAAUAGGAAUGAUGAAAUGCCUAACGGCAGCCAGUAAUCUAAGUAAAUAUACAGCAGCCAGUUGCACACGAAGUGGACCUACUGUGUAUUCUUUAUAUUGUGGUUUUUAGUUGCUCGUUUGUUUGUAUUGUGAAUAAGUCGUUUGCAAGGUGCCGGUAGUUGCUAUGAACUAUUUGUUUUCAUGAAAGUAUACUUAGCACUUGAUGAGAAGUCUGCACGGAAAUACAUCGUGCCUUGUAAUUUAAAGAUAUCUUAAUUUUGAUUUUUAACAGUUAUUCAUAGAAAUUUGUAGUUGUCAUUCACCAUGGAAAAUACGCUACUCAAAGCAGUAUCCAAGUAAAAGUUUCUUACCUCUA